Molecule: messenger RNA, 2163 nt
Organism: Nerophis ophidion (straightnose pipefish)
Lineage: Eukaryota; Metazoa; Chordata; Actinopteri; Syngnathiformes; Syngnathidae
Product: zinc finger protein 391-like
Exons: 2
Coding region: 314-2014 (566 amino acids)
Source: RefSeq, a predicted model, not a curated record
AACACGGCGAGGAUAAAGCAAGAUGGCUUCUGACGGUGAAGACCUUAUUGUAGUCGUCACAGUUCAGUGUUGUUAAUCUGUGCCUCCAUGUACACAUAUAUGUCCUUUAUUAGGCUCUAUUAAAUAGAGUAAACAUCAUUAUUAACUGUUUGCAUCCGGUUAUAUUAGUCUGAGCGCACUUUGAUGCUCCUCGAGCUAGCUUAGCCUGCUAGUUAGCUUAGCUUGUUAGCUGCUAACAAAGAAACGCGGACGUUAUCAACACAUCGCUAAGUAGAGAUCAAAUGUGAGUGUGAAGUGUUGUGAUUGUGUGAAAAUGUGCGAAAGAACGAUAGCAAAGUAUGAGGAGGAACUUUGUCCAACAAAAGAGGAGAAGGUGCGACAACAUCAACUACUGUACGCUGGUUUCAAGAAACUUCAAGUUGUUUUACGCAGAACAGACGUCUGUGAAGAACAUAUUCUCCCUGAGCAACAGAAGUGGAGCUUCAGGAUGGAGCCACAGCCCUCCCCCAUUGAAAAUGAAGAGGGACACCCACUGAUCCCCCAUUUAAAGGAGGAAGAGGAGGGCCCACCGAUCCCCUAUUGUAAAAAAGAAGAGGAUGACCCACUGACAGCCCAUUUUGAAGAGGAAGAUGAGGACCCACUGACACCCCAUUUUAAAGAGGAAGUGGUGGAUUCACUGAGCCCUCACAUCGAGGAAGAGAAGGACCCACUGAGACUUCACAUUAAAGAGGAAGACCCACUGAUCCCUCACAUUAAAGAGGAAGACCCACUGAUCCCUCACAUUAAAGAGGAAGAGGAGGACCCACUGACCCCUCACAUUAAAGAGAAAGAGAAGGACGAGAAAGAGAAGGACCCACUGACCCCUUACAUUACAGAGGAAGAAAAGGAGUCACAGACCCCUCACACCAAAGAGGAAAAAGAGGAACAGAGCAUCAGUCAAGAGGGAGAGAAUCUUAAAUGGUUGGAGAAGGUUGAUGUCACCAAGAUGCCAGUGAUUGGUGUCCCUGUGAAGAGUGAAGAUGAUGAGGUCAAAGGUGAAAGUGAGGAGAAGAGAGAGGCAGAGCCUCCAAGCAGCAGGUCAACACAACACAUGACAACAGAAGCUGAUGGAGACCACUGUGGAGGAUCACAAGCAGACAAGCUCUUAGCUCCACUAUCAGAUAGUGAGGACACAACGUCACACUCUCCUGACACUGAUGAUGAAGACUCUAAAGAUGAUAAGACAUGUCACACUGACAACACUCACUUCACAUGUUCUCUCUGUGACAAAACCUUUAAAUACCGUUGUGGUCUGAAAAGUCACAUGAGUACACACACCGGAGAGAAACCUUAUUCUUGCUCAUAUUGUGGUAGAGAUUUUAGACUAAAAGGCACGCUGAAAGAACAUAUGAAAAUACAUACUGGAGAAAAACCUUUUUUAUGUUCAGAAUGUGGUAAAUGUUUUGGAAUAAAUACAAGUUUAAAAGUACACAUGAGAACACACACUGGAGAAAAACCUUUUUCAUGUUCAAUCUGUGGUAAAGAUUUUACUCUAAAGCACCAUUUCAAAGCACACAUGAGAACGCACACUGGAGAAAAACCUUUUUCAUGUUCAAUCUGCGGUAAAGAUUUUACUCAAAAGCACCAUUUCAAAGCACACAUGAGGACACACACUGGAGAAAAACCUUUUUCAUGUUCAAUCUGCGGUAAAGAUUUUAUUCAAAAGCACAAUUUCAAAGCACACGGGAGAAUACACAAUGGUGAAAAACGUUUUUCCUGCUUAGAAUGUGGUAAAUGUUUUCUAAGAAAUCAAGAGUUAAAAUCACACACGAGAAUACACACAGGUGAAAAACCAUUCAUAUGCUCAAUUUGCAAUAAAGGAUUCUCCCGGAAGCCAUAUUUGAUACAACACACAAAAACACACACUGGUGAAAAACCUUUUAUAUGUUCAGUAUGUGGUAAACGUUUUAUACAAAGACAUCAUCUAAAACAACACAUGGAACACACACUGGUGAAAAACCCUACUCCUGUUUAAGCUGCAACAAACACUUUUGUCAGCGAGAAGCUCUUACAGCACACAUGAGAAGACACCCAGGAGAGAAAGUGUUGAGUUGCAGUGUGUGUGGUGAAAGAUUCUCUUCUAAGUACCAGUGUAAGAAACACAAGUGUGCUGGUGAGAACAGC